AUGAAGCUUAACACCAACACUCUCCUAUUUUUCCCCCUUGUUGCAAACGCCCUCCCACUUACCACCCGAAACCCCUCCGCAGAAGCUAUUGAAAACCUUCUCCCACGAGCCGACAACUGGUGCUGGCUCAAUGCCGACGCUCUGGUACACCAGCCUCAGGGCUGCGACUCCACGCCCUUUGACGGCCACCGCAUAAAGGAUGUCAGGGGCAACGAAAACUUUGGAGUUCGCUGUACAGCCCGUGGCAAGGCUUGGGGUUCCAACGGCAUAACAACGUGGGACUGGGUGCCGGGGUGGGGAUGUUGGAUCUGGAGUGGAUGGACGCAGGGCACGUGUGAGAGUGGUCUUCCUUACCAUGAUGAUUAUAAGAAGUGUCUGUGAGAGGUAAUUAAUUGAAGCAGUAUUGUGAAAUGUAAUAAUGCGCGGACAUGGCGGCGUCUUGUGGUAAUAUGCUUUUGUCAUUUUGGCGUUGAUAGGUCCAUGCAAUGAGGGGAUGUCUGGACUGGAGAUGAUGUCUCAACGCAUCAUCGAUCCAUGUGCCAUCUACUACCUACAUUGAGUAUUUAAUUUUCUUUACAAUAACGGGAUGCCACUCAAUCUAUACGGUGUCGUGCGUCCUGUCCACAGUGAUGCCACAACGUGCCUGGAAGCUGUGGAGUUAUAAUAGUAG
Molecule: messenger RNA, 670 nt
Organism: Exserohilum turcica Et28A
Lineage: Eukaryota; Fungi; Ascomycota; Dothideomycetes; Pleosporales; Pleosporaceae
Exons: 2
Coding region: 1-381 (126 amino acids)
Source: RefSeq, a predicted model, not a curated record